GUUCUUCACAAGUGUAUGGAAACUUUUGACCACAACUGUAAGUCAUGGUAUUGCUGCACUGACUGACACUAAAAGGAAAACUGACUCGCAAGAUAGACAGUGGUCUUAAUCAUUUGUAUUACUCUUUUCUGAGUAAUGAUACUUUGUGGAAGUUUGCGUAUGCCAUUAGCAAAUCUGAAUAUUUUCUAUUUUGCCUGCAGUCAUCAUGUUUUGCCAGCGUGAGCUCAAAAGGAAGUUUAGUCGUAACGUGAUUCACUGUGCGCAAAGGGUGAACACAGUGUGAGUGUUCUGCUGACUUGCAGCGUCACGUCAAUGAAAGUGUUUUUGGGUAAAACACGUUUACGUAAACAUUCGCUCACUGGCUGCCAUUCAUAUGGAUAGCCUUCCAGUCCAAUUGUUUUGUAACACGGGUUUUCUGGUCAUUGCGUCAUCACACCCUGACCCGCGUUCACCCAAUCUGUUGCACAUGCAGUGUGUACAUGCAGGAUUUGCUGUUACAGUGGGGCAAAUAAGUAUUUAGUCAACCACUAAUUGUGCAAGUUCUCCUAACUGAAAAUAUUAAAGAGGCCUGUAAUUGUCAACAUGGGUAAACCUCAACCAUGAGUGACAGAAUGUGGAAAAAAAGACAGAAAAUCACAUUGUUUGAUUUUUAAAGAAUUUAUUUCCAAUUAGAGUGGAAAAUAAGUAUUUGGUCAAUACCAAAAGUUCAUCUCAAUACUUUGUUAUGUACCCUUUGUUGACAAUAAUGGAGGCCAAACGCUUUCUGUAACUCUUCACAAGCUUUUCACACACUGUUGCUGGUAUUUUGGCCCAUUCCUCAAUGCAGAUCUCCUCUAGAGCAGUGAUGUCAACACGGACUUUCAACUCCCUCCACCGAUUUUUUUAUGGGUUUGAGAUCUGGAGACUGGCUGGGCCACUCCAGGACCUUGAAAUGCUUCACUCCUUUGUUGCCCUGGCUGUGUGUUUGGGAUCAUUGUCAUGCUGAAAGACCCAGCCACGUCUCAUCUUCAAUGCCCUUGCUGAUGGAAGGAGAUUUUCACUCAAAAUCUCUCGAUACAUGGCCUCAUUCAUUCUUUACACAGAUCAGUCGUCCUGGUCCCUUUGCAGAAAAACAGCCCCAAAGCACGAUGUUUCCACACCCUUGCUUCACAGUGGGUGUGGUGUUCUUCGGAUGCAAUUCAGUAUUCUUUCUCCUCCAAACACGAGAACCUGUGUUUCUACCAAAAAGCUCUAUUUUGGUUUCAUCUGACCGUAAUACAUUCUCCCAGUCCUCUUCAGAAUCAUCCAAAUGCUCUCUAGCAAACCACAGACGGACCUGGACUUGUACUUUCUUCAGACACGUCUGGCAGUGCAGGAUUUGAGUCCCUGGCGGCGCAUUGUGUUACUGAUAGUAGCCUUUGUUACUGUGAUCCCAGCUCUCUGUAGGUCAUUCACUGGGUCCGCAUGUGUAGUUCUGGGAUUUUUGCUCACCGUUCUUAUCAUUUUGAUGCCACGGGGUGAGAUCUUGCAUGGACCCCCAGAUCGAGGGAGAUUAUCAGUGGUCUUGUAUGUCUUCCAUUUUCUAAUAAUUGCUCCCACAGUUGAUUUCUUUACACCAAGCGUUUUACCUAUUGCAGAUUCAGUCUUACCAGCCUGGUGCAGAUCUACAAUUUUGUCUCUGGUGUCCUCCGACAGCUGUUUGGUCUUGGCCAUAGUGGAGUUUGGAGUGUGACUGACUGAGGUUGUGGACAGGUGUCUUUUAUACCGAUAAUGAGUUAAAACUAGGGUUGUUCCGAUCAUAUUUUGUUGCUCCUGAUCCGAUCCCGAUCGUUUUAGUUUGAGUAUCUGCCGAUCCCGAUAUUUCCCGAUCCGAUUGCUUUUUUUUUGUGCUCCCGAUUCAAUUCCAAUCAUCAUCCGAUAAUUUUUCCCGAUCAUCUACAUUUUGGCAAUGCAUUAAGAAAAAAAUGAAUAAAACUCGCACGAAUGUAUACAUUCAACAUACAGUACAUAAGUACUGUAAUUGUUUAUUACGUAUGACAAUAAAUCCUCAAGAUGGCAUUUAUAUUAUUAACAUUCUUUCUGUGAGAGGGAUCCACGGAUAGAAAGACUUGUAAUUCUUAAAGGAUAAUUGUGACUUUGUAUAUUGUGGCUAAAUAUUGCCAUCUAGUGUAUUUGUUGAGCUUUCAGUAAAUGAUACUGUAGCCAUUUAGCUGUUCUGCCCAAUUGCAUGAUGGGAAGUGCAACCAUGACUGUGCGUAGUGGUACCAAUUGAUAUAUCGUCUCUGCGUUGGGAAAUAACAUAGGGUGUUAAGAAAAAGAUCAAUUACUACCUUUCUUCCCCACAUUGUUUCACACGAUAUUUCUAAUCGUAGGGAGAGGGAUUGUAGGGCUUUAGCCAAUUAAAAAAAGGCUCCAAAGGCUGUCAAAAUUCACUCUACUCAUUUUACGCUGCCUUUUAGCUCUAUAUAUAGGUAAAACGGCGCCAUUACAGAUUGAACGCAGCAAUGUGUGAGUGGGUCGUGCAGCGCAUGCGUUAAUUGCGUUAAAUAUUUUACCGUGAUAAAGUUUUCAAAAAAUUACUGCCGUUAACGGGAUAAAUUUGAUAAUCCUACCUAAAGACUCUGGAUGAGUGUAACAUAUUAUGUCUGUAAAGUUAAAUACAAUUAGAAAACGAUAUCAUUAAAAAAUAUAUACAGUGGGGAGAACAAGUAUUUGAUACAUUGUUGGCAGUGUAUCAAAUACUUUUUAUAUAUUAAAAAAAAGCAUGUCCGAUAUUUUUUUGCCGAUUCCGAUACUUUGAAAAUGACGUGAUCGGACCCGAUCGAUCGGUGAUCGGGACAUCUGUAGUUAAAACAGGUGCCAUUAAUAAAGGUAACGAGUUGAGCCUCGUUAGAAGAAGUUAGACCUCUUUGACAGCCAGAAAUCUUGCUUGUUUGUAGGUGACCAAAUACUUAUUUUCCGCUCUAAUUUGGAAAUAAAUUUAAAAAUCAAACAAUUUGAUUUUGGUUUUUUUUCCACAUUCUGUCUCUCAUGGUUGAGGUUCACCCAUGCUGACAAUUACAGGCCUCUCUAAUCUUUUCAAGUAGGAGAACUUGCACAAUUGGUGGUUGACUAAAUUCUUAUUUGCCCCACUGUACAUAGGCCAGACAGAAACACUCUGGAAAAUUUUGGCUGUAACCCUUUUUUUUUUUUUUUUUGUGACACCUUUUAAAAUGAUGUAUCUAAUAGUAAUUUUAUAGCGGCAAGCCUGUUUUGACACCUCGCGUGUGGGGAGAGAGAAUGGAAUCCCCAAUGAAAAGGUUUGAGUCAGUGGGUGGAGGCUAAAGCGAGUUAGAAAUACCAGCCCCCCUUUGGUGGGACGCUCACUCUAGCACGCGCUGCUCCUCCUGAAUCACUUUCGGAAUCCUCUUCAUUCCACGCAGUCAUGUUGAGAAACAGCGUUUUCUCCUGUUUUGUUUUCUACGCUGUGCUGCUGGUCCUUAAGAUGUACAUGCUGGCCUUCAUCACCGGACAACUCAGGCUACGGAAGAAGGCUUUUGCUAACCCAGAAGACGCCAUGAGACACGGAGGACCUCAAUUUCACAGGCUGGAUCCGGACGUGGAAAGAUGCCGCAGAGCUCACCGCAAUGACAUGGAGAAUAUCUUCCCCUUUCUUUUCCUGGGUGCCAUCUACUCCAUGACGGGCCCGUCUUUGGGUGUGGCCCGCCUCCACUUCCUGGUGUUCACGGCGUGCCGGAUGCUUCACAGCGUCGCCUACUUGGCCGCUUUGCCGGCGCCCACCCGCUCGCUAGCCUACGUGCUAGCGCAGGUACCCUGCGUGUCCAUGGCAUUGCAGAUUCUGGCAGCGGUCGCCACCUACGCUUAAGCAUUGACCUCAAAUCGGACUCUCUGGAGUUUCAUGAAGGCGAAAGGCGAGGGUUUCCCAGACUUGAAUUUUACUUAUCUUUUAUCGCUAAAGCUAGCGUACUAUUUUAAUCAUUUUUUUGAGGGAAAAAAAUGCCUCUUUUCAUAAAAAUGGACAUAAGUUUUGCCCUCCAUGAACGUAGCGUGUUUUCGUGAUGACUUUUAACGAAUUUUAGUGUUUUCGUAAACAUCAACGACAAUUUAUGUCUUACAAACUUACCAUACGUGUUUUGGGAAUUGUUUUAAACAAAGUCGCGUUUUUGUACACGUGGACAACAAUUAUAUCAUCAGGAAACCCAACAUUCUUUUGUAAUAUUUUUUUCCGAAAAAAAAAAAAUCAUUUUUCGUAAACAUUAACGAUAAUUUUGUUUUUCGUAAACGUGAAUUACGUGUUUUUGCAAGUGCCUUUAAUGCCAACAAAAUUAUCUUUUUGUAAACAUGGACAACAAUUAUGUCGUUAUAUUUUUCUUCCGGAAAAAAAAAAAAUCACUUUUCGUAAACAUCAACGAUAAUUUUGUCUUUCGUAAACGUGAAUUACGUGGUUUUGCAAGUGCCUUUAACCAAGGGAAUGUUUUUUCAUGAACAUGAACACAAACGACAAUUUUGCCUUCUGCGAACUUACGUACGUGUUUUCGGAAACAUCAACGACGAUUUUUUUUGUACACAAAUUCACUGUACUUGAUUUGGUAAUUGUUUUCAAAGUUUUGUAAACAUGGACAACAAUUAUGUCGUCAGCAAACCUAACAUUGUUUUGUCAUAUUUUUUUCAGGAAAAAAAAAAAAUCACUUUUCGUAAAAGUCAACAACAAUUUUGUCUUCCGUAAACGUGAAUUACGUGUUUUCACAAUUGUCUUCAACUAAGAGAAGGGUUGUGUUUUCAAGAAUACAAACGACAAUUUUUUCUUCAUCGAACUUACGUAUGUGUUUUCGUAAACUUUUAACGACAAUUUUUGUCUUACAAACUCACGUGUUUCGGUAAUUGUUUUCCACAAACUGGCCUUUUUGUAAACAUGGACAACAAUCGUGUCGUCAGAAAACCUAACAUCUUUAUGUAAUUGUUUUUUUUCCGGAAAAAAAAUUACGUUUUCCAUAAACGUGAAUUAGUUUUCACAAGUGUCUUCAAUCAAGGGAAUGAUUGUGUGAACACAAACAUUAACACUAACGACAAUUUAAUCUCCUGCGAACUUCGUCGUAAAGACUAAAUCGCGUAAGUCAAGUACGUCAUAAUCCGGGGACUACCUGUAUCCUAGAAUGAUUUCCUGACCCCGAUAAUUGUUUUAUUGCCAUAUCGUGAGAUUAUCAUUAUCAAUGAUCCUUGUAUCGCAAAUCAAAAACGCUUGGGAAACCCUGCUUUUCACUCCUGUUGUUUACACACAAACUGUGCAUGGCGGAAGUGUGUUGUGACAGCAUCAAAAAUAGAGUCAAGCCGCCUUUAUUUUUUUGCUGUCUUUUUUUUUUUUUUCUCUACUUGAAAACUCGAAGGAAGCUCAUACCGACUGAAUAUUUCAUAUGUUGGAUUAUUUAUUAUUUAAGAAAUUUUUACAUUUGAUAAAACAGUUUUUUUGUGUGCAAGUUGAGAAUAAAAGCGUCAAUGCAGAGA
Molecule: messenger RNA, 5481 nt
Organism: Corythoichthys intestinalis (scribbled pipefish)
Lineage: Eukaryota; Metazoa; Chordata; Actinopteri; Syngnathiformes; Syngnathidae
Gene: ptges
Product: prostaglandin E synthase
Exons: 3
Coding region: 3404-3844 (146 amino acids)
Biological process (GO): prostaglandin biosynthetic process
Cellular component (GO): membrane
Molecular function (GO): prostaglandin-E synthase activity
Source: RefSeq, a predicted model, not a curated record